AUGGCGGUGCUCGGGAACCCCGACAUGCUGACCAGGAAGAUCAAACUGUGUCACAUAAAUGCCCACAUUACGUGCCGCCUGUGUGAGGGCUACCUGAUCGACGCCACCACGGUCACAGAGUGCUUACACACCUUUUGCCGCAGCUGCCUGGUCAAGUACCUGGAGGAAAACAACACAUGUCCCACGUGCCGCAUUGUGAUCCACCAGAGCCACCCUCUGCAGUAUAUCGGCCAUGACAGAACAAUGCAGGACAUCGUCUACAAGCUGGUGCCGGGACUACAGGAGGCGGAGUUAAAGAAGCAGAGGGAGUUCUAUCAGAAACUGGGCAUGGAGGUUCCUGGGGACAUUAAAGGAGAGCUGUGCAACAUGAAGACACACCUGGACCAGCGGAACGGCGAGGCUAAGUGUGACGAGCCGGGACACAAGGAGAGCGCAGAUGAGAAGGCUGAGGAGGAUAACGACUACCAUCGCAGUGACGAGCAGGUGAGCAUAUGUCUGGAGUGUAACAGCAGUAAACUCCGCGGCCUGAAGAGGAAAUGGAUCCGCUGCUCGGCUCAGGCCACUGUGCUCCACCUCAAGAAGUUCAUCGCCAAAAAACUCAAUCUCACCUCCUUCAACGAGCUCGACAUUUUAUGCAACGAGGAAAUCCUGGGGAAGGACCACACGCUCAAGUUUGUCGUUGUCACCAGAUGGAGGUUUAAGAAGUCGCCGCUGCUGCUCCACUACAGACCCAAGAUGGACCUGCUGUAG
Messenger RNA from Knipowitschia caucasica, 750 nucleotides. Lineage: Eukaryota; Metazoa; Chordata; Actinopteri; Gobiiformes; Gobiidae. The record is from the annotation of a GenBank genome assembly.